Molecule: messenger RNA, 2248 nt
Organism: Rhea pennata
Lineage: Eukaryota; Metazoa; Chordata; Aves; Rheiformes; Rheidae
Gene: EGR4
Product: early growth response 4
Exons: 2
Coding region: 66-1535 (489 amino acids)
Biological process (GO): regulation of transcription by RNA polymerase II
Molecular function (GO): DNA-binding transcription factor activity, RNA polymerase II-specific; RNA polymerase II cis-regulatory region sequence-specific DNA binding
Source: RefSeq, a predicted model, not a curated record
CGCCCCCCGCCCUGCUCCCGGCUCCCCCCGGCCAGCCCCGCGCCCCCCUCCCGGGGCGGAGGGAGAUGCUGAACGUGAUGGAUUUCUCCUGCCCGGACCCGCUGUACUCCAAGUACGAGGAGCCGUGCGAGAUGAAAGCCGGGGACCUGCAGGGCUUGGGGCAAGCCGAGGAGCAGCAACUCCUGGCAGAGGCCGAUUUCCUCGGAGGUGAGUUCAUGGGCUCCCCGAUGAGCGGUGAGGCGGUGGAUUACUUCCUCCUGGGCAGCCAGCCUUCCCCCUCACUCAGCUACACCGGCAGCUUCUUCAUCAAGGCGGUGCCAGAGCACCCCCAGGACCAGGAGUCCCUCUUCAACCUGAUGUCGGGGAUUCUGGGCAUCUCUCCUUUUGCCGCCUCCGAAGGCCACCAAAAACACUUGGAUGCUCUUUACUCCUGCCCCGAGAUGACUCAGAACCAGCUGGACCUUUACUCCAACUGCCAGCCCGAAAUGAAUGUGUCUGUCCAAGCCCCGUUCCCGGAGCAGGGUUACACCAGCUUUCCCGCGGCGGAGAGCGUGCCUCCCCUCCAGGCGCAACCUGGCGUAGGAAAUGCCUCGCAGUGCUUCUUCGAGACCAAGCUCUUGGACAAUAAACAGGACAUCAAGCUGCCCUCCGUUUCCCCAUCCCUGGACAAAUUUAAGGCCUCCUGCUCACAGUGGGAGCCCGUCACCCAGCAUCAGUCCUACCUGCCCACCGGCUACCAUUCCCCUGAGGCCUUCCCUGCCGCGGACGGUAGGCAGGCUAUGUUUCAUCCCCUGAGCUCCAAGAUUGAAAACGUGCUGUCUGUCAGCUGCCAGUCAGAGCUCAACAGCCUCUCUGAGGAUCCCGGCUGCUUCGGCAGCAAUUUGGGGUUUGGAUGCGAGCCAGAAAAUUUCCAGGCCCACAGUGACUUUGAUGACACCAAGAUCCACAGUCUCCCUCCCCAGUUAAUCCCAGAGUUUGACUCCUCCUUGGCACAGCCAGAAGUCUUGCCAGGUUUGAUUAGCUCAAACGAGUUGCUCCAUCCUCACCCAUCCCCCUCUGUCCCACCCACGGACUUUUUGGGCCAUCCCAACCCUUCCUCCAUCGCCUCUCUGCUCCCUGCCAACCCUCCAGCCCUUGCCGAGCCCAAGAAGAAGACCCGCAGGACCAAGUGCUCUUCCAAAUGCUUCUGCCCCAAGCCUCAUGAGAAGGCCUUCGCCUGCCCGGUGGAGAACUGUAUCCGGAGCUUCGCCCGGUCAGACGAGCUCAACAGGCACCUCCGGAUCCACACGGGGCACAAGCCUUUCCAGUGCCGCAUCUGCCUGAGGAACUUCAGCCGCAGCGACCACCUGACCACGCACAUCCGCACGCACACUGGCGAGAAACCCUUCUCAUGCGACGUCUGCGGCCGCCGGUUCGCCAGGAGUGACGAAAAGAAGCGGCACAGCAAAGUCCACUUGAAGCAGAAGGCCCGGACGGAGGAGAAGCUCAAAGGCUUGGGCUUCUUCUCGGUGGGGCUGUCCUUCGGGGCGCUGUGAGGCCCGGGCCUGGGCGCUGGUGAGGUGACGUUCCCCGAGACGGCUCCCCGCGCAUCUUGCGGAAGAGCUGGGGUGCAGAGAGCCCCCGCGCGCAGCCCGGCGUGGCCCUGGAGAAGAAGACGGUGAGCAGCGGUGGGCCGAGUGCCUCCGCUUGGCUCGCGCUACCGGGGAGGGAGAAGCACCUGCGGUGUACGGACAGGUGGGAAAGGCCCGCGCCACGCGGCACGGAGUGGUGGAGGAGGAGGUGCCAGCCCUGCGCCGGCUCGCGGGCCUGGCCAGCCCCGGGUGCCCGCCUGGAACAUCCUCACGCUGCAGCAGGGACUGACUCAUUUUUCUAGCUCCUGUUUGAGGGGAAGAAAAAAAAGGAGGAAAAAAAAAAAAAACGUACAGAAAGAAAUCACCGCCGACCUUUUAUACGGAGACCCACGGGCGCGUUUGCUAAGGCUGCGUUUCUACUAACCUGCCUCCAAUUUACCCUGCCAGCACUUUACGCGGACUUCCUGACCGAUCCGGUUUGCCAUAUGGUACCGUUCUCAGGCUGCAACUGCACCAAAACUGGCUGGUUCUGACUGUUUCUCCAGAAGCAAAUAGAUGCAAUUGGCACCCUGGGCUGAAACGCUGAGAACCAAAUGCUGCUGCCGUUGUGGUUCGGCAGGCUCCAGCUAUGGAGAAUUGUGGAUAACGGUCCUUUCGGAGAGGUGAUGUCCUUUUUU